AGAAUUGAAAGUAAGUGACAAAGAUAUUCUGUGUUUUCUAAGAGAUUGUCGAAAUGUGCUGAAAGUGAUGACACAAAAGAUUAUUGAGAAGGGACCUGUCAAGUACAAAUGUGUGAAAGCUUUGAGCAGCUUAGACCCAGAAAUUAUUAAAAUGCAAUCAAAUGUUGGAAAAUUGUAUUUCAAUGUUUUACUGGAGGUUCUACAUGAUACAAACAGGAUUGAUGAGAAAUGUGCUGUCAAAGCAAAAGAACAGUAUGAUAUACUCUGCAGUAAAGUGCCCAUAAAACCCUAUUCUACAAAGUUUGAGGACUUCAUAUCUGAAAGGAGUGAUGAUGAUAGUCUGGACACAUUUUAUUGUGAAGUUUUGAAGGAUGAUAGGCAACUGCGAGAUCUAUGGUCUAUUAUCAAAAUUUCUCUUUCUUUCUCCCAUGGGAAUGCAAGUGUUGAGAGUGGUUUUUCGGUUAACAAAUCACUGUUGAGUGAAAAUCUUAAGGAAGAAGGUUUAGUUGCUCAACGCUUAGUUUAUGACGGGGUCCAUUUUGCAGGUGGUAUUGAUCAAAUAAAUAUAGACCAGAAAAUGUUGUUAACAGUCAGAGGAUCUAGACAGCGAUAUAUUGCAUCUCUGCAACAGAAAAAAGAUAUUCAGAAGCAGCAGGCAUUGAGGGCUAAAGAAAAAAGAAAACUUACACAACAACUUAAGGACUUAAAACAACACAAGAAAACAUUAAGAAAAGAUCACGAAAAAGAAGUAAAAGAGAUUGAAAUGAAAAUAAAUACACUUGAGGAGAAAAGGCUAAAACUACAUUAAUAUAAUAGUUUUUGUGUUUUAUGAAUAGUAAUUCAUUUUUUAUUUUCUAAUUAUCUGUAUUUUGAAAAAAAGGAUUAAUACUAAGAAGUUUCUCUGUAUUUUGAUUGUCCAUUUUGUAAAAAAAUAAAAAGAUUUCACAAUAAAUUAGAUGCAUUU
Messenger RNA from Centruroides sculpturatus (bark scorpion), 964 nucleotides. RefSeq lists its product as uncharacterized. The transcript has a single exon. Bases 68 to 808 code for a protein of 246 amino acids. The record is from RefSeq and is a predicted model, not a curated record. Lineage: Eukaryota; Metazoa; Arthropoda; Arachnida; Scorpiones; Buthidae.